UCAGAUGGAACAUAGUGAAGGCUUUGAAGUACACAAAAGUGUAAGUGAAAAAAGAAACUUGACUUGGAUUGAUGAAAUGGACAACUUUUUGGUUGAUCGAUUAAUGGAGCAAAUGUAUAAAGGGCAAAAGAUAGGAGGAGUCUUCACCAAGACAACUUAUACAACAGUUGCGCGAGAAAUUGGGGAAAAUUUUGAAUUGAGUUGUAACUCUGAGCACAUAAAAAAUAGAAUGAAAACUAAAAAAAAAAAAAAACUUUUAUACUGCUCAAGAAGUUUUACAAAAUGGUAGUGGAUUUGGUUUCAAUGAAUCAACUCAAAUGAUCGAAGCUACCACAAAAGUAUGGACUACUUACACUAAGGCACACCCAGGAGCAUCUCAGCUCAGAUACAAACCUAUUAGAAAUUAUGAUAAGUUGUCCAUUCUUCUUGGAAAAGAUCGAGCAACAGGAAGUCUUGCUGUAGGUGCAAAAGAAAGACAACUUCGUUGGGCCCAGGAACAAAAUUUGGAUGGCACAAAUCCAUUAGGAUCAUCACAACAUGGGAUCAGAGAUGAAACAUUUUCUUAUGUUGAAAAUGAAGCAACAACUGAGACAUCUUUCUCAUCUGCAGAUGCAUCUGUUUCUGCACCAAAGUCAAACAAGGAAACAAAAAAGCGAAAAGAAAAAUAUGCUGACAUUGUAAGUGAAAAAUUAAGGUCAAUUAGAGUUGGAAUGGAUGCAGUUGUUGCGGCUUUUGAUAGAAGCAACCCUCAAAAUUAUACAGAAGAGCAAUUGUUUGAAGAGAUUGCUAAGAUUGGAGGCAUGAGUGAUGUAUCUCAUAUGAAAGCAUAUCAAGCUCUUACUAGUGAUGUGAGUGCAGCUCGAGCCUUCCUUGCUUGUCCAAUUGAUAGACGUAAGCUUUGGUUGUCAGUUAAAUUUGGACCUACUCUUUUUGAUGCCUAA
Molecule: messenger RNA, 941 nt
Organism: Vitis vinifera (wine grape)
Lineage: Eukaryota; Viridiplantae; Streptophyta; Magnoliopsida; Vitales; Vitaceae
Exons: 2
Coding region: 318-941 (207 amino acids)
Source: RefSeq, a predicted model, not a curated record